GCGGCCAGGGUGCCGGUGAGACCCUACCCCUCCCCAUCUGCUCGGUGUGCGACCUGAGCUUCAGUGGAGGACCACAUGACGGGGCACAACAAGGAGAAGCGUUAUGAGUGCGACGUGUGUGGCAAAGCCUGGCAGUACCCGAGCCAUCUGGAGGUCCACCGGCGGGUGCACACAGGAGAACGUCCCUUUGAUUGCGCCGACUGCGGCAAGAGCUUUACCUGUCUGUCGGUGCUGCGGGUGCACCAGCGGGUGCACACGGUAGAACGCCCCUUUGAAUGCUCCAACUGCAGUAAGAGCUUCAAGACGGCGCAUGAACUGGAGAGACACCGGCGAGUGCAUACGGGCGAGAAGCCCUAUGGCUGCUCCACCUGCGGGACGAGCUUUGCCUGGUUGUCGGGGCUGCGGGAGCACCUGUGGGUACACAUAGGCGAGAAGCCCCAUGGCUGCUCCACCUGUGGCAAUAGCUAUGGCCAGUUGUGGAGGCUGCGGGAGCACCGGCGGGUGCACAGCAGCGAGCGGCCCUUCUCCUGCUCCGUCUGCGGCAAAGGCUUCAAGUCGUGCAAGACCCUGAAGGUGCACAGUCGCCUGCACACCGGGGAACGGCCCUACACCUGCAGUGACUGCGGCAAGGGCUUCGCCCAUUACAGCAACCUGCUGUCCCACCAGCGCACCCACACCGGGGAGCGCAUUCGUCACCGCUCUCCUGCUGUCACGUCACCGCCCGGAGGCGCGCCCUUUGCGCGUGCACGUCACGCAGGCGCGGCCCGGCUCGCGCGGAGACGGUUUAACGGCCGCGCUCGCGCCGCCACCGGUCACCUGACGCUCCAACCGUCAGCGCAGGCCGCGCCCACCCCUCUGUUCCCAUUGGAUGCCGGCGGUGUCCGUCAGUGGUCUCAGCCAAUGGCGGAGGCGGACCCGUCGAGGGGCCGUGUCUCCCGCAGGUCCCGCCCCCGGACAUGCGGGUCCAAUCCCGCGCGCAGGCGCAACGCGUCUCCGUUGCUCUAG
Molecule: messenger RNA, 1005 nt
Organism: Amblyraja radiata (thorny skate)
Lineage: Eukaryota; Metazoa; Chordata; Chondrichthyes; Rajiformes; Rajidae
Product: zinc finger protein 239-like
Exons: 2
Coding region: 76-1005 (309 amino acids)
Source: RefSeq, a predicted model, not a curated record